Messenger RNA from Musca domestica (house fly), 13358 nucleotides. RefSeq lists its product as uncharacterized. The record is from RefSeq and is a predicted model, not a curated record. The transcript has 28 exons. NCBI's taxonomy places the organism in Eukaryota, Metazoa, Arthropoda, Insecta, Diptera, Muscidae. The coding region runs from base 98 to 12340 and encodes 4080 amino acids. Gene Ontology annotation, cellular component: cytoplasm.
GCAGGAAAAAAAGUGAAAAAGUUAUUAAAUUUGGAAGAAAUAUGUUCCAAUUGUGUGGAUAAAGUGGAUAACAAUAGAUUUCGUUAACGUCCACACCAUGGACAAGACCAAUAUUGUGAAUACUUUCACCGAGGCUGUGGAUCAAUUGCGAAACACGGAAUGCAGCGAAAAAGAGAAAAUAGCUUGCUUCCAGAAAAUUUCGGAAUGUAUUACCUCACCGCUGAUGCAUGGCCACCUCAACUAUGCCACAUUUUGCAGCAAGGCGACCAAUAUUUUAUUGUUAUUUUGCGAAGAUUUGGAUCCAACAUGCCGAGUGCAUGCAGAGGAGAAUUUGAAUAAAAUAUUUCGGGUGUUAGAGAAGACAAGGGCACAUCGCAUAUUAAUGGAUUUGUAUGGAGAGAUAAAAAGGAAUGGUAAUCAUAGAUCACUCCGCAUAUGCCUGCGAAUAUUUGGCUACUAUGCACCGCGUAUACGUGAACACAGUGUGCGUUGGUAUGCACAAAAUCUUUGGCCCUGUCUGAGAGUUAUAAGCAGACGCAAGGAAACCUUACUGCAGGAGACCCUGAGCGAAUUUGUCGUGAAAUUCGGAAAAUACAUACAACAAGGUUUAACCGAUAGCGAAACUUGUAAACUUUUCGAGGCAUUCAUAGAAAACAUAGGAUCCGAUUGUGCCGUAAAACGUAGAUGUACAGCUCAAAACUGUAUUAGCUUAAUUGAGUAUGCUAGCAACAAGCCUUUGAUGGCUAAAUAUGCCCUUAACAAAGUGUUGGAAAUUCUUAUCGCUGACCAACAACCAAAUACAGUUAUUGGCGUUUUGGGUUUCUUGCGACAAUUGGUUGUUGUGGUCAUCAAAGGUUUGACCCUGGAUAACAAUGACAACGAUGAUACAUUUGCCACAAUUAAAUCUACAAAAUCAAAUAAUUCAGAGGAAUCUCGUCAGCUGCUGGAAAUAUACGACUAUUGUUUGUAUUUAGUUAGCUCUACUCCCUCAUCCCAACAUUCCAUUAUAAAUGCAGCAUUGGAAGUGAUAAAUUCAGUACUACAGUCAUUGGAGGGCAUUUCUGCAAAGGACACAAAAAAUACCCUACACAUUGGACCUCAGCUAUUGCAAUGGAUCAAUGAUAAAAAUUUAAAACAUGCUUCCAUUCUACGCAACAAAAACACACUAAAACAUAGAAUAUUUAGUGUGGAACAAUUUGAUGAAGUAGAUAGAAUUGGUUUAACUACUGGAGAUAUCACAGCAUCGCAAACAUCCAGUGAUAUUAUCCUAUUGCAACCACACCAACGACAACAACAACAGCAGCAGCAGCAGCAUUUGAAUGCGGCAGCGAAAACAUCUGGCAUUGGUGUGGAACAUCGUUCGAAAAGACAUACGGCUCGCAGCAUUAGUGAAUGUGUCGAUAUUGAUUAUGUAGAUGAAGAUGGGACACCAGCAUCAUCCUCAGCGAUGACAGCCAAUGCUAAUAGCAGCAACAAGAAUGCCGAUGCCGAUGAUGAUGAGAAUGACGAGGACGACGACGAUGGAGAUUUUACAACAUUGUCUGAAAUGAAUGAUGAUUCGCAGCACACACAGCCCUCAUUGUUAGGAAACAUUGAUUUCACCACAAAAACCUCUUCAAGUGUAAUCAACGAAACUAUUUCCGGCCUUGUUGAUGGUUCGGCGGCUUCGAAGAUACAGCAACGGCAUCAGGAUGAUGUUGGCAGCGAUGGUGGUGGUGGUGUUGGUGCCACUGUUGAUGGUGAUAGACAAAAAUUCCUUGUCAACUUUUCGUCAGAUGAUGAAAAGUCAACUCAACUGUGCAACACAGACAAUGAAUCUCUGAAUAGUAUUGAAUUUAAGGCUGACAUCUCCAGGGGUUUAGUAGUUCAAGGUGUACAUUCGAGGAGUGAUUACAACAAUGAUGAUGAUCAGCAACAGCAGGGCAAAGCGGAGGAGACAUCAAAAUCGAGCAGCACUGAUGCAUUUACCACAUUCUUUAAUAACUUCAAUGCAGCUUCUGAAUCUGUUACGAAAUUAUUUCGUCCCAGUGGUUCCACUUCAUCCAGUGCUUCGAAAAAUGUCAUCUCUCCAUCGACUACGGCUGACUCGCUGUCUUUGGCCUCAAAUGUGAGUUCCCUAAAACGUACAGGAACCGAAGUGGAAGUGAUUGAAGAUUCAUCUCCGGAAUCCAGUAAAACAUUUCCAACACCCUCAACGGCCAUCAUGGGAGAGAUACGUUCUUUGGAUUCAAUUGACAUUCUGAGUACCACUGACCACAGACCGAAUGAAGGAGUAACACCAAAGGAUACUCCCUCGAGGAUAAGCAAAAAUCCUUUCCUUAACACUUCCCCUGCGACAAGAGAUAAUGUGGAGUUACCAAUUCUUCCUGUUGACAUUGGCAGCCCCUAUGAACAAGCUUUAGUUAUAUAUACCGCACGUUUGAUAGCAGCAAGAUUUCUAUUAACGGGAAACCCAAAAGGCUUGUACGACGAUGCGACUGUCAGAGUUUCAAUAAAAAAUAUUUGCCUAAAUGUCAUCUCACAAUGUAUCCGUUUACGUCCAGAAAUAUUGGAAAUAUCAUUGAAGUUCAUGCAAUCGGAAAAGCUACAAGAAAAGUGUACUUUCGAAAUGGCAUCUGAUCGUCAGAGCCCUUUGCAAAUCCCAAGUGAUUCCAGCUCCAAUGUUGGUCAAGACUAUGAACAUUUGGAGGUGAUUACAACUGUGGAACAACCUCUGUCAACAGAAGUUCCUAGAAAAUCCUCUUUUACCCAAUUGGACGUUUUUCGCAUGGACGAUGGCAAUGAAGCACCUCUAUUGGAAAUCAUUGACGAUCAUUUUGGCAAAAGCCCAAAUGAUUUCAAUUUCACUGCAACCACAACAUCUACAACAAUGACAAGAAGUGCCGAUCCAAUAUUGUUUAGUAAAUCCGAAGACACUUCAAAUAGUUCUCCAAUUAUGAAAACUAAAAAAGAUAAAUUGUCCACCUCUGAGAUCUUGGGAGUUGAUACAAAGCUAAGGGGUUUUGUUGAAAUCACAAAUGCCGAUGAAGAUAUGCCUCCAGAAAUGUUACCACCCAAACCUCCAAAGAGAACAAAAACUUUUCGUAAAUCCCAAAAAUACAACAAUGCAAAGAAGAAUGAAUUGAACUACGGCUCAUCAACUACUAUCAUGGGUGGUAUACAAUAUAUACAGGAUAUUUUAUAUUUUUACAAUCACGAAGACCCGAUUUUACGUGCCGGAGUUCAGAGUAUCAUUGGCCAUUAUUGUAGAUCCAAUCAAGCUGGUCUUAUUGGAAGUUCGAGAGUAAAUUUACAAUAUUUAUUGGCCAUAUUGUGUGUGGGCUUACAAGAUGACAUUCACACAGUGGUCAUACAGGCUUUGAAUACAUUCGAUAAAAUAUUUCCAUAUGUGUUAUUUAAAUAUAUGACCAUUACAACAGGCGGAAUGGGAGCGGCAGUGGAUGCACAAGGACACAGGCAAGUCGCAUGUCAUCGUCAUCAUCAACAUCAUCGACAUGGAAGACAACACAAAGAACCGACGACGAUGCACAAGAAGGAAGAACAACAUUGCCCCGAGCCAGAAAAUUGUAGUGCUGCCGAUGCUGCUAUUCAUCGAGCAUCGAGUACCAAGUUAAAGUGUAUUUCAGGGCACUUUAACGAUAAUGAUGGGAUUAUAGCUGCGCUUUUGAAUGCUUUUCAAUUGCAAGCGUAUAUCAACAACAGCAACAACAAUGAUAGUCAAGCAUCACAAAGCAAUGAGGCUGGAGGAGCACCCCCCAAUAAUCAUAUUAUGAGUAACGAUGGUGGUGGUGUUGCUGCUGCAUCCGUUUCCUACGAUUGUUGCUCCGCCUCAUCAUUAUUGGCAACAUGUUGUUGCUGCUGCUGCUGUUUUUCUUCAUCUCCAACGGCAAGUCAUUGUUGUGGCAGCAACUUACUUUUCAUAUCACCAAAAUUGCUAUUGAAUAAACUUCGUCUGUGUCACUACAACAAAUAUUGGUUGGUCCAAAAUAAAUAUGCCGAAGUUAUUUCAAAUUUAAAUUAUGCUUCACUACAUUCUUAUUACGGAAAUAACUAUACCACCAACAACAACAAGACCAGCUGCAGCUUUAUCAAAGGCCUUUGCUGUUCAACAUCUUCAGACGGCUGUCAAUUGGGUUGUGGCGGCUGCUGCUGUAGUGUUGGGUUAUCCAAUAUAGUGUUGGAUGAUGAUGAUGUUGAUGGUACCGAUUUUGUCUGCAGCUUAGAGAAUUCAUUUAUUGAAGAACUUUUACAACUGAUUGCUGAAGAUGAUGUUCGUGUCAGAGAAUGUGCCUCGAAAUGCUUGUGUCGUUUUAUUAUCCAAAAUGCCAAACAUUCUAAUUCACAUGACCAAGAGCAACGACAACAAGAAUAUCUACAACAACAGCAGCGCCUUCCCUUUGUUAGUCAAGAUGAUGAAAAUAUUUUGCAUCGCACAUUUUCUGAUAAUCUGAGAAUGUUACAAAGCUUCUUCGAGUACAGCAUCUUCAACGAUAUGUCACCCGCAGUGCGUUAUUUAUUCAAUCCCGAGAACCAACAGCGAGAUGCUGAUGAUGUAUCAACACUGUGGGAUAGUAAUGGUGGUACAAUGACAAAGCGCAAGGAAGCCAUCCAAACGGUGUUGUCCAAAGUUUUAUAUCGUCUCAGCAAUAAGUUGAUGUCACUUAAAGACAAAAAUGUUCAGUUCGGCAUCAUAAACUGUAUAAAACAAUUGCUGGGACAAUUUCCAUUUGCCGAUUAUGCCGACGCUUGGUCAGAGUUCAGCUUUAUGGAAAUCUUCGUUAAAUUAUCUCAAUAUAAUUACAACACUGCUGUGGACUUGGCAUGUCAGAGUGAUUUGAUUGACGUCAGCUGUAAAUUAAUAGUUGGUUCCUCCAUAUUUUAUGCUAAUGACGCCGACCGGCAGUUACCACGAGAUCAUGUAAUAAGCCUGCUUAAGCACACAAUGAAAAUUAUAAAUAUUUACUAUCACAUAUUUACCAAUCAAAAGCCAUUAAUUAUGGCCAAAAGCCAAAAAGUCGAAAUAUUUAGUAAUGCCAAAGAAUUGGCCGUAACACAGAGUCUGGGCUAUUUUGGCAACGAAUCUAUUUAUCUGAAACUCUAUCAAACUUUGAAAAGUGCCUAUGAUAAUUAUAAGAUUACGAUUAAUGAGGAAGCUGGCAGCAAAUUAAUUUCCCUUUUGAAAACAGUUCUAAACUCAUUGAGUUCUUGCAUUGAAAUGCUGCCACAUGAAGCAACUUUGUCAGCAGCAUCAUCAACAACAACGAUAAACAGUGUCGGCGGUGGUGUAGGGGGUGGUGGAAUUGCCAAAAAUGCAAUGGAUGCAACGACAUCAACAACAUCCUUUACAUCGUCGUUGUCUUCGACGUCAUCUUUGGGACAGGCUGGCAGCAGUCAGGGCUUAGACUCGGUACCAGUAUUGAAAUUAAUUGAAGAAACUCUUCAGUACUUGACCAAAGUCAUAAAUUAUGCACCCGAUGAGAGCAUUGGAUGUCUGCGACAACUGUUGAAAUAUUUGUUUGCCAGAAAUUAUGGCAACAGGCAGUACCAACAGCAACAACCUUACAAGCAUCAAAUGAAACAAGGCCAUUAUCCGGCAUUUAUAAAAUCGUAUUUUAAGGCCAAAUGUAAAGAGCAACAUUGUGGUCUAAGCAACAACUACAGCAAUGAUGAUGUUGAUGUGGGUGGAGGCGGCAGAGGCGGCGGGGGUGUUAGCCCAACAAUACAAAACAAUCAAACAUCAACAUCCUCCCCGGCAAAUGUUACACAAAAAACAUUAACAACCAUACAACUCCAGUCCAUAAAGUCCGGACUGUCCGGCAAUGUGGAUGUGUUUAGCAGCAAUACUGGUGGCUAUUCUUCUGCCACCGCUGCCACCACAGUUAGCCCACAAGACGAUUAUCUAUUGUUAUCCGAGUUAUUUGCAAGUGGUCUGAAAUAUCAUGCUUGGAAGUCACCACACGAAACAGAACUGGCAAGGCAUAUUAAGCUAUUUGAACCCUUGGUCAUCUACUGUUUGACGCUGUUCCUAAAAUGUAAUGGACGAGUUCAAGCCUCCAUCCUAGAUAUGCUGAUAUUGUUACUGGAUUUCAAUGUUACCUACAGUAGUCUGGAUUCAAAGAAUGUAAUAUUUGAACAAAUAAUCAAAAGUUUGGAUAUAAUUGAGGGGGGAAUUGCACGCAAUGGCUUGAUUAUUGUCACCCCAAUGAUACGUUUCUUGAUUAAGCUGUCGUCAAAGAACGAACGUAAUCUAAUAACAAUACCAAAAAUAAUCAGCAUUACCAACAAUUUAUUGGCCAACUAUAGCAUACGAGAUGUGGCUGUGCGGGCCCUGAAAACAUUAACCUAUGAAAUAUUCCUUAUGACCUUACCCGAUCAUCGUCCCGAUAGUGAUGGUAGUUCGUUGCGUCCGGGACAGGGUACGGCUGCUGUCGAUGACCCCAAUUCAUUGGCUGCCAUUACCGAAAAUCUGCUAACACUCAACGAUGAACUUGACACACAGAAAGAAGUCAUUUUGGGGAUGUUGGAGAAAUUCAUUGAAUCCCAAGAUUGCCAACAACUUUUCUGCUUACUAUUGCUAAUUGAGCAAUUGCAACAGCUUACAAUGUCCAAUGUAGGUGGAAAUAUCAUGACAACAAAAGAACAAAAACUGCCAUCUUAUGACAAUAUUGAAGUAGAUGGUGCUGGUGUCGGGGGUAGUGGUAGAGGCAAUGCCCGGCAACGUCAUGAACAAAAGACAACAAAAUGUUUGCCAAAUCUCGAUACGGUCUGUAAUAUGAUAUGCCAGUCAAUAUAUACAAAUCGUUUGUGCAUACAAGACUGGCACACAUACCGCCUGCUGGAUACAUUCUUUAAAAACAAUGGCAAAUAUCUGUUGGGUAAUAGCAGAGAAUUUAUGGCAUUAUUGAAAUACAUCAUUGAGGCGGAUGUUACAAACUUUAGUGAUUUAUCGUAUGCAACGAUUAUCCUGUCGAAUGUAAUCCUCAAAACCGAGGAAAUUUAUUUAGUAAAUCACAUAAAGCUCUAUUUGAAAAAUCACCCAACUACAGUGGAAAAGUUGAAGCGAAAGCAACAGCAACGCCAGCAAACCGCUAACACCGUCAGUGUCGGUUCUCAGCAGCAACAACAUCAACAACAACAGAAACAUCAGCCGUGGCUACCGGAUGUUGGCCAUGAUAAACCCUCAACAUCAUCAGCAGCUCGAGCUGCCGCAGCCGCUGCCUUCUCCGCCAGCAGCUCACCAUCACCAUCAUCAUCAUCAACAUCCUCGUCAGCGUAUAAUUCAAGUGGCCUAAACGAGUACAACUACUUCCCAACCGUUUUAUGUGACGUCCUAUUCGAAUGUCUUCAAACACUGGCCGAGCAUCGUCGAAACUCAAAUUCGUACAGCCAUCCGUUUAGCAGCCAAUAUUGUCGACUAGUUGGUAAUUUUGUUAAAGUUUUGAACAAACUUUGCUCGAACACACGUUCGGAUGAUUUUCUACUUGUUUCCAUGCGUUCCAUUCUAAAUGGCUGUGAAUCGAGAUUGUUAAAUGAAUACCAUAAUUUGUUGAUGAUGUACUCGACACAAGGCUGUCCUCCCAAUGCGACGUGUUGUGCCCAACUUUCUGGCUCUACGUCUAUGUCGUCUGCAACGAUGGGAAAUUCUACAGGAAUUUCAAUGAGUGGCGGUGGCAGCGGUGGCGGGGGAGGUGCCGGUGGGGGUGGUGUGGCUUCCUCUUUAUCAUUAGCAAUAAACGAUGCUGCUGCCACAGCCAUGGUUGAUAAUGUCAUGUUGCAGCUACAAUUGGAAUUGUUUCAGUUGUUAAAAUCUGUUGGUGUUUUGGAUACAUUGGCCUUGUUGCAACGUCUGCAAUCCAAUGACAUUUCACAUCACGUUCGACGUGCUCUCUUAAAUAAGAUUUGCCAACAAAGUGUGCCGCAUGCCACGAUGGAAUGGAACCUGCAACAAGUGCAGCAGUUGUUCAAUGGCAAUUUUCUGAAUAUUUUAAUUGUUGAACAAUUUGCAUUCGUCUGCAAUUUAUGUGAAGUGGACGAGGAGUUUUGUGCGCUGUUCCAGUCAACGGUUCUAACGAACAUUGGAGUGCUCAAUAAGCAUUCAAUUAUAUAUCUGUUGCGUCUGGUGGAGAAUCUGUGCAAGAAAACGGAAGAAUGUUCCAUUCUACGAUUUGCUAAAUGUUUGCAAAUUUUAAAUAAACUAUACAGUUUUGUUGUAAUGUCAUCAUCCGCAUCAUCGUUAUCUUCGUCUUCUUCUUCGUCAGCGUCAGCAUCUUCAGUUGACAAACGGCCACUUCAAUUACAAAUUGAGCGUUUAGCUCGACAUUUGAUCGUUAAUUCGUCCGAUACUUACGAUAAAAAUGCUAUUUACGAUACAUUUGUCCAUUUAAUCGAAGAAGACGAAGAACAGCAACAAUUGUUGACGACUACCUCAAAGGAAGGAACUGCCGCAUCAUCGUUAACAACAUCAGCUGGAGCGGCAGCAGAUGAAACAGCAUCGUCGUCAUCCUCAUCGUCCUACCACUUUAACUCAAGUGAACAUUUGCAAUUUAUGAUCUUAAAUGAUUUGGAAAAUUCUUGUGAGCUAAACGAUGAUGAUGGCACUCCUCCGUUGGGAAGUGGUUCCAAUAUUGUUGACGAGAAAUGGAUAUUUAAUCAGUUAAUUAAAUUCUCGACACAAAACAACUAUGAUCCUGGGCAAAUAGUGAAAAUCCUUUUGGAGAUACAAUCGGAAAAUAAGCUACAAAAGAUAUUCAACACGGCCAACUUUGAUGCGGAGCGUAUUUUAAAGCACACAAUUUCCCAUUCGCUGCAGGCGAUGCUGCAAACAUUUCGCAAUAAUUGCAUACAAUAUAAUCCGCACAUUCACUACAUGCGACCGAAUCCAUUAGCGCGAGUUUCACUUGCCCAGCUUAUGACACGUAUCGUUGAGGCAACAAUUGUUGGCGAUGGUGGCAAUGACAAUAAAGCAACAGUUUCCAGUACCACCACCGGCCCUAGUUCCACCACCGCUGCUGAUACUGAUGGUCGUCGCAAGGCAUCGUUAUCGUUCGUGUUGUCGUUGCUGUUGCCCAUACAUUUGUGUGAAGCUGUAAUCGCAUUAAUGGAAAACAUUAAACAAAUUGAGGUGACGGCCCUAAUUUACAUCGAAUCGAAAUUCAUUGAUAAAUUCUUGAGCGAACACUUGUUGCGACCGGAACAUGUAAACGUCCUGGUGCGCUUUAUCGGUUACUGCUGUCAACGUGUUGUGGCCUUGUGCCACAAUAGGCCUCUGCUGCUAAACAACCAGGAACAAAGGAACUCCCUGACGAUAGGUCUACGCUGCAUCGAUGCAUUGUUGCAACAGAAAUUCAUUUGGAGCGCCCUGAACCAACAGCAGGCGACAUUGGCAAAGGCACCCUCCAGUGGUGGUCCUGGAAGUGCCAUGGAUGCUGAUGAAGUAGCAUCGACACCACUGGCAAAGUGUGAACUAAAUACAAUUAUUUGUUCUCUACUCGAUGUUGUUAGUUUGGCAGGCACUCUGCUGCUGGAGAAUACACCAUUCUACAAGAAAUAUAAAAAUGUUUUGAGGUCUUCGACAGCAGCCGCAACGACCCAUUCCCUGGCAAGUGAACCACCACAAAAACAUCAACAACACCAUUGCUGUCGACAUGCAGCAAGGCCACCACACCAACCACAAAAGGAGGAGUGCAAAUCGACAACGACGACGACUACGACGACGAAUGAGGAAGAAAACUUUGAAAAUAUUGCCUGGCUAACAGCAAAAUACAAUUCGAAAGCUAUUUUUCUGGGAAAAUUAAUUGAAACGAAAAUUGGCAACUAUGAUAAAGGCAUUUGUUUUGGUGAAUACAACAACUAUUCGUCUACGACUUUUACAUUUUGUCCGGCAGCCAGCAGCCGACCGGGUGAUGUUGAGGCGGUGCAGGACCUCAAAGGCAUAAAUAACCAGUUUGAUUUCAUUUCAUUGGAUGUUUUGCUAUCGAUUGGUAUUUCAACACUGCGAACGAAUCUGUUUUAUGCAACAGCCGUAACACCCCUUGAAAUCAUGCAGCAGCAACAACGUUUACUAUCUUGUCCACCAAGUGCUGCCGCAUCACCAUCCACAUCGCCAUCGCAUCAUAAAAAUCAGUCGGUCACUGGCGGCGGCACGGCUAUGGUAACCAGCAAUUCAAUGUUGCCAAUUAUUCCAAUUGAAAGUCUAAGUGAUGUCGAUAUUUUGAAGAGCUUUGUUCGAAGAUUGUCGAUUUUUGGUUUUACAACACGUCAACAAUUCGAAGAAUAUUUUAUGACAUUCCUGCUGCUGAUCAAUAAAGUUUACGACGAGAAUAUGGUGGACCAGCAAGAACAAUUUCAAAUACGCAGUAUUUGCUUGGAAGCCAUUAUGGAACUUUUAAUUACCUACAAAAGUUUUCCAAUUGUGGGCAAUAAACUUUCACUCUAUCAUCACACGACACGAUGGAAUCGUAUUAAUUGUGAUACCAUAAGCCUCAAGAAACUGCAUGAAAUCCAAUUGAUUAUAUCACCGCUCAAUGUAUUCUAUCACGGCAAUUUGGAGCGCAACUUGAAGACGGAUACGGUAAUCGGUACCCAUUACUUUGGGGCAAAUCAAUUUGAUUUGAAUUUCAUAUGGCAACAAAUGGAAGUGAGUUCCGCAUCGCGUCAAUCGUCGAUUGACGACAGCGACAGUGUCAAUGAGGAAAUUCUUGCGGCAAAGAAUUCGUCAACGUCACCCGAAAUUGUGGCCAAACAUCUGAGUGGUGUUGCUGCCAAUACCGCCUAUCGGAAUUAUCAGUAUUUCACCCGACAAUCUGGAGUGGAUUACAAAAGUAGUUCCCAACUGAUAUUCGACGUUCUGAUGCAAAUGAUUGAGCAAAACCAUAUUUUAAUUUUACCAAAUUUAGUGAAGUUCACAGAAAUCUGUGAGAAUCGUGAACAAAUCAAACAAAUUUGGGAAAAGGCUGACUAUCUGAAGUCGCACAUACCCAUGGAUGAUACCAUUUCGCAUCAGUAUUUGAUUUAUUUGCUUUGCAAGACCAAGGGCAUGCUGAUACCCUCGCAUCUGGAAAUGUUGAGUCUGGAAAGUCUAAUCAAGAACUAUUUAAAGUCUUCGCAUUUGUUUGUGCGCUGUGCUGCGUUAAAUGGUCUGCUCAGUCUGUUGGAGAGUUAUAGCAAAACCAACACCACCAUUGGCAGGUUGAGUGAUGAAUUGAUACGUCUAAAGGAUAUUAUUCUAUCGUACAUCGAUAAACAUGGUCUCAUCGAGGAGAGUCCCCUGCACUGCAGUGACUUGCAUACGAAAUUAAUUUGGACCUUAAAUUUCUGUUUAAUGGAAUGGACUUCCAAGUUGGAUCCCCACUGUAAUGUGGCCUACCACACAAAAAUGAUGGUUAGCAAGCUGCUGAAGAAGACAAGCAAUGAACAAAUAUACUUGUGCAUUUUGCAUGGUUUGGAGCGUAUGAUUGUCCAGGACAAUAAAGUUAGUAACGUCACCAGCAGUGGCGGCGGCGGCAGCGGUGCAGACAACCAAAACCAAAUGUUGAGGCCCGCAACUGAAAAACUUGCUCUUGAACUGGCCAAAUUGGAAAACGAGAAAUUUUCAAUUCCCGCACUGAAAUUACUUUUGUCCUGCAUUUAUGUGGGCUCUUCAAAACAAUUGGAGAAUACCGAAUUAAGCAAUGGCAUUGUACAAGACGACCCCGAGAUAAUCGCCCAACAAACGGAUAAGGUCGAUAUUUUGCUGCAAUGCAUUAAAACCGCAAACGAAGAAGCGGCUUGGAUUUAUGGCCAGGUGUUGUGCCAAAUGAUACGUGAUUUAGUACCGCCCAAAGAAAUAUUGACGAAGGUCAUAAAGGAGUUCUUGGCCAUAAAUCAACCACAUAGCGAUGUUAUUGCAAUGAUUGUAUUCCAGGUUUUCCGUUCGGCCAUUGAUUCUUCAUUUUUGCAACAAUUACAGGAUUGGCUUACCUGUUCAUUACCCACGUUCUUAUCGUUGCCGGAGCAGAAAGCCGUCUGGAGUCUUAGCGUGGUGUUCCUUUCGGCCUCCAUAAAUCUCCAUUUAAUGAAACUGUUUCCAUUGCUGUUGAAUGGCGUAAAGGCAGCCACAGCCACAGUGGCGGCGUCAUCAACAGCAGCAACAACACAAACAACACCGCUGACACCAACAACACCAACAGCAGCAAAACGAAUGAGUUCAACAAAAUUGGGUCAUCACGAAAUUGCAUUGUUCGUGACAUCUGCCCAGGAUUUCUAUGCGAAAUUGGGCACUGAACAAAAAUUACGUUUUCGCGAUGCCUUCAAGGAAUUUCAUCAUAUUAAAGUCUACAACAAGAUGUUACAAAGUCUGUGAACAACCAAACAAACACUGAGAGAGAGAGAGACACACACACCCACACACUGGAGCAUAUGCCUGCUAAAAGAACCCAUGCUUUACCACUUCCCCUCACGCACACUUCCAAUUUGAAAUAUCAAAGCCUUACAAAACUAACACGAAUCCAGAAUGAUGAAUAUGAUGAGAAAUCAUCAUAAUGUGCUGCAGCUACAUAGCCAUCCAGUCAAGUCAGCCAGCCAGCCAUGUUUAAGGGGGUGUGAAACAGCGCUCGCGAAUAUUAUGCAAAUGAAUGAGUAGACUGAAUGCAUGUUCUUCCUCCACUGCUACUGCUCCUUAUUUGAUUUUCUUUCUUUGCAAAGAGAGCAUGAAUAUUUGAAAGUGUGUGGGUGUGUGCGAGUACAUUUGUAAAGUCUUUGAAUGAAGCGACGACUAGGACGACAAAAAGAAACUCUAUUUAAGCUUAAGGCUAAAAUUGUAAUUUAUAUGGGUCCCUACAUACCCAAUUUUAUUUUUAUGAACAUUUUUUUUUUAAUUUUAUUUAUUUAGUUAUUUUUUUAUUUCCAUAUAAAUAUAUAUAUUUAACUCAAUACUAAUUGGGCAGUUAGGUAGUUGUUUUGCAAGUGUAUUAAAAAAUACUCUUGAUUGUUUUUGAGCGUUAUUUUUAAUGUUCUAUAGCUGGAACUCAUUUAUAACUAAUACUCAUUUGCGACUCAUCGGGUUCCUAAGUAGAAAAUUCGUAAAUGAUUGUUAAAUACCUGUUGGAUAAAAAUGUGAAAAACUUCUUUAUUGUAAAAAUUUUGGAUUUUUGGAAAAUCUACAUAAUAAAACAAGUAAGCAAAGGCUAUAGUCGUGCGGGGACGACCAUGUGGUGAUACCCUACAACACUACAAUAUGUUGUCCUUAUGUCAAAAAUUUAUUUUUGAAGUUUUCGAUUUUGAGAUAAAGUCAUAGAUCCAUGCCCAGAUGUUACCCUUAUUUACGCACUCCGCCGUGUUGUUAUGUAUUCAAAAAAAAAAAAAAAAAAAAAAUCACAAAA